This is a messenger RNA of Juglans microcarpa x Juglans regia, 1203 nucleotides long. Its product is annotated as acyl-protein thioesterase 2-like. Gene Ontology annotation, molecular function: hydrolase activity. Lineage: Eukaryota; Viridiplantae; Streptophyta; Magnoliopsida; Fagales; Juglandaceae. The coding region runs from base 179 to 970 and encodes 263 amino acids. The record is from RefSeq and is a predicted model, not a curated record. The transcript has 9 exons.
CAAGGCGUGGCUGGAGUGCACAAUACACAUACACAGCAAUGCAUACGUGCACGUUUUAUUCCACACAUUUGGGUAUAAAUACUCAUUAGCAUUCUGAGUUUCUCUAUAGCAGUACCUCUCCUCCGUCAUUUGCUGCUAUAUGUGGACUGUAUUUAGUGCAGAUUGCUGAACCGUGAAUAUGAGCUACAAUACGCAUUACAACAUGGGUUCUGGUAGUCGAACUGCAAGGACAUUUGAGUUUGGAAGGACACAUGUAGUGCGCCCCAAAGGAAAACACCAGGCCACUAUAGUUUGGCUUCAUGGACUCAGUGAUAAUGGCUCAAGUGCUUCCCAGCUCUUAGAAUCCCUUCCUCUUCCGAAUAUUAAAUGGAUCUGCCCAACUGCACCCACACGUCCUGUUACAUUGCUUGGUGGUUUUCCUUGCACUGCAUGGUUUGAUGCGGGAGAGCUUUCAGAAGAUGGUUCAGAUGAUUGGGAAGCUUUAGAUGCUUCAGCAGCACAUAUUGCAAACUUGUUGUCAGCAGAGCCAGCUGAUGUUAAGGUUGGUAUUGGAGGCUUCAGUAUGGGUGCUGCAACGGCCCUAUACUCUGCAACUUGCUAUGCUCUCGGGAGAUAUGGAAACGGUAACCCAUAUCCUGUCAACCUAAGGGCAAUUAUUGGACUAAGCGGAUGGCUUCCAGGGGAAGGUACAACUUCGAGCUUAAGAAGCAAAAUACAAAGUUCACAUGAGGCUGCAAGGCGUGCUGCUGCCUUACCAAUUUUACAAUGUCAUGGGACAGGCGAUGAUGCUGUCCUCUAUAAAUACGGGGAAAAAUCAGCCCAAUCCUUAAGUUCAGCAGGAUUUCACCACCUUGCAUUCAAAUCCUAUGAGGGGCUUGGUCAUUACACAGUACCUGCAGAGAUGGACGAAAUCUGCCAUUGGCUGACCCCAAAACUGGCGCUCGAAGGGACUCGCUCGAUGCGGAACUAGUAGUUGGAGCUAGUGAUCAGUAUGAGGAAUAAAAUUUUGAAAGGAGAACAGGUUUUGAGUGCACUGUGUACGAGUACUAGGUAGUACAACAUAGUAUUAUGGAGCAUGGGGUAUAUUGGUAUAGUUAAGAUAAAUAAUAUUUCUCAUUCCUUAGCCUCUUCUCUUGUCCUAAAUGAAAAAGUUUGGAUGUACCUCGCUAUUUUCAUUCUAGUUUAUUUUGCUUUUCAUAUCAA